AUGGAGUUAUACAAACGCUUAGAAAGAGAGCACUCGAUGAAGUCUGGGCUAGGGGUUGAGGUUUGCGGUUGGGGAAUAGUCCGUGGCGCUAAGCGGCGAGAGAAUAUGGCCUGCCCACUUGGUUCGGAGGGAGGGGUUCGCAAGUAUCUUAUUAAUUGCUCGAAACUCAACUUGGAACGGAAAUAUGCAGGGAUACAAGACGAAUACUGGAGAUUUUAUUUUGUAUUCUUAAUAGAGCAACACGAUGGAAUUAUGAGCUAA
This is a messenger RNA of Morchella importuna, 261 nucleotides long. RefSeq lists its product as uncharacterized. Lineage: Eukaryota; Fungi; Ascomycota; Pezizomycetes; Pezizales; Morchellaceae. The transcript has 3 exons. The record is from RefSeq and is a predicted model, not a curated record. Bases 1 to 261 code for a protein of 86 amino acids.